GUGUGUGUGUGUGUGUGUCGUGUGUGUGUGUUUGUGAUGCUCCAACGCCCGGACUCAGUGGCAGAACACAUGGGAUGCAUGACUUGGAGAAUCUCGGCAUUGGUUUUCGCUCUUAACAACAGAAACCAGCUGCAUGGACAUGCGGAAAAACGAAGCUUCGUGUCGGCACUGUACUAUACGGACAUUUAACAAUCUCUUUAAAGAUGUUUAAAAUGCGUCUGUGCACCGCGCUGGCAUUUAUUGCCGUCGUAGUGUUUCCUCUGCAGCUGGAAUGUACCAUAACAUGCCAGAUGGGAAAUCAAAAUGAUUAUGUUGAGGGGCAGUGCCCUGUGAAACUGACCUCAGUCCUGGACCAGGGGCCUGGGGAGAUGUACUCUGAAUGUGUCACUGUCCGUGUUUGGAUGAAAGCUGAUGACUUCUGUAAGGCCCCAAAGAUUGAAAUUCUCUCAUCAAAUAAUGAGACAAUCAAGCCUAUCAUGAAAAAAAAUAAAAAUAAAACAAAGUGUAACAGUGAAAGAAAUGUGCGUGGACAAAAGGUCAAAUGUGACAUGGGUGUUACACAGCAGUUGCCAUAUAGUAAUACCAGUUUUGACUUGUGGGAGAUUGUAUAUGCUUGUGUAAAGGCUGAAGCAGAGACCAUUGUUUCUGUGUCAUACAGCACAACAUCAACGAGCUGCACUGUCAGCUACACAGUGCCAGAUCCCGUACCAGAGUUUGAUCUGUCUGUGAAUCAGUUGUCUAAAUCCAUCACUGUAACUGUGGCACCUGGAGAAAAAGUUUAUACCAGAUGGUGUUACAGUGGAGUGCAGUGCAAUGGCGGGCCACUUUCCACCCUAAUUACUAUUGAUCCAUCUCAGUCUCGAUCAGCUGUUCUUAACAUCCCACACCUGCUACCCUGUGUGUGUGUACAGGUAUAUUACACCUACACAGACGCCCGGCGACGUAAAAAGUGUCCUUUUCAAAAGGAAAAGGUCACAGAUGUUGCAGACGUUUGGAGCUCCUCUGAAGUCAUACAGUACAAGUCCAGUUUGCAGUGGAGAUCAGUGUGUCCUGCCAGUGACCUGAAGAUCUCUGCCUCCCUCUGCUGGAGACAACACGAACACCUCUGCACACCUGUGCUCAACUCCACACAACUGGAGGAGAAGGAGGAUGGACCAAACCUGAUAUAUAACACAUCUACAGUGGACAAACACCCUAACAUGUGUGUGCAGUUUUCUCUACAAGGCAACCGUAAUAUCUCUUGCCCCUUCCGUGCUGCUGUGUCUUCAUGGGACGUGUAUAUUGGACCAGGCAAGCAGAGUGUGUUUGUAUAUAUCACUUCUCUUGUCCCAGCAAUGUUCUCGGCUCAACUUUGUGCCCUUAACGAGAUGGGAUGUUCACCCAUGGGACAGGUCCACACACUAAGAAUGGAGGGGAAAACUACUGAGAUGAGGAUAAAAAUGCCUCCUCACUUUCUUGCUGUUAAGCCCUGUGUGCAGGUGUGGCAGUCAGAGCCUGCUCUUCAUGGAAGAAGAAUUCUGUGCCCAAACUACACGCACAACAGAUGUGGCAUGUAUGCAGUGGCAGCUUUGACACUUGUGGUUAUUAUUGCAUUACUGGGAAUUUUCAUCCAUCGUCUUACUAAAAGUAAAGCUGCAGACUGGUUGUGUGUCCAGAAGCCAGUAUUGCUGGUGUGCUCAUCAGAACAGUCAGCCCAUGUCUCUGCUGUGUGUGCUUUAGCCUCAAUUCUGCAGGGGGAGCUAAGUGCCACAGUGCACAUGGCUCUGUGGGCCCAAAGCUCACAAACGCAGACCGGGACUGGGACUGGGGUGGCAGAUCUGGGUCCACUUCCGUGGCUGUACGGGCAGUGGGAAACUGUGCGUAAGGCACAAGGAAAAGUGCUAAUUAUUUGGAGUCCUGAGGCCAAGAUAGCCUAUGAGAAAUGGAGGGAGGAGAGGGCAAACGUGGAUGAGAAUGAGAGAAAGAAGGAAGAUGACAGCAAAGCAGAUGCAAGAUGUGAGAAAAUAAGAGUUGCUGUGGAGGAGGAUUAUAAACUAAAUGGAAGAAGACUUGCUAUAUGCAACAAAGGGAAAACUGCAGGAAGAAAGGAUUAUGUUAAAUCAUGUGAUGGUAAAGACUGGUGCCAACACAAAGAACCCUCUUCAGUGAUAGCACCAGUAUUUGCAGCUUCUCUGGCCUGCCUACAGGGGACGCUGCAGCAGUGCAAAGGUCAAGGGGUUGCCAUUGUGUAUUUCCAGCGCCUUGGCCACAGCAGGGACAUCCCUAAAGCCCUCAGAGGUAUCCCUCGGUACUGCUUACCACAGGAUUUCAGGGGUUUAAUACAGGAGCUGGGCGGGAUGAAAAGAAAGACACAAACUGGUAAAUUUCAUUGGCACUGCUGGCUCAGACUCCUGUCUAAAGUGCAGUCCAUAUGGCUGGUACGACAGCUAGCCCACAGGCUACAAACUCAGCUGCCUCAGACGCAAGGGAAGAAAAUGCAAGGGCUGAGCGUCACAUCAUCACAGAAAAAGAUAUCAGAUAAGACACAGAGUCGGCUCAAGUUACCACUGGCUGCCAGCAGGGCAAGGCUAGAAACUGUACAAGAGCAAGAGCCUCUCCACGGGUCACCAUUGAGAGCAGAGAAACUUUAAUCUCAAGUUUCACAUGUCUUACGGGGACAGACUUUUGUUCUGCUUGAAACAUAAUAUGUUCAUGGGAAACAUGAGCUGGUGUUCCAUUGUGAGCACCUCAGAGCCACCACUCAGUACCAACUAUUCAUUACUUGGCACCAUCAUGCCAAAAAUGCCACCACUUGUUUUGCAUAUUAAGAAGAGGUAAAUACUCCAUCCUGUUGUCGACAGAGAGACUCUUUAUGUUGCUUUCGUGACUGAAGCCAUAGCGAACACCUGUCUUAUCUGUAAAUGUGCUAACUGCUAUGAAAAUCUGGUUGCAAAUCAUACUUUACUUUCUCCAUGAGUGCAUUUAAUGUUUGAAGGUGUGUGUGGAGGCAGGCAACAAACUGUGGGGCUUCUGUUUGCAAACGCUCACAAAUUUGCAUAAGAUUUUCUAAACACAGACAUUGAGCCAAACCUGUCCCAGGAUUUCAAGGUUUCCAGUGUUAAGAGUGCAACAGAUGAAAAGAUGAAGUGACUUGUACUGAAGCAUGCUUUAUUGAGCUUUUUACAUUUUUAUCCUGUAAGACUUUGAACUAUUACAAGUCUACUACUAUUGCCUUGAGUGGGCUUUAACAGUCACUGUGUUUGUCUGCAGCCUGAUGAUUAAAUAUUUGCACACAUACUACCUCCUACA
Molecule: messenger RNA, 3288 nt
Organism: Seriola dumerili (greater amberjack)
Lineage: Eukaryota; Metazoa; Chordata; Actinopteri; Carangiformes; Carangidae
Gene: il17re
Exons: 18
Coding region: 204-2630 (808 amino acids)
Molecular function (GO): interleukin-17 receptor activity
Source: RefSeq, a predicted model, not a curated record